ACUACAUGUUCAGUAUAAUGAUGUCAACCUUGAUGUCAACCAUUACCACAGCAUACCGUCCCACCAAUACGUUUACACACUUUCACUGAGAGCUGAUUUACGAUGCUCACUAAACCGUAGUUGAACUUGCAAGCGCCGACCAACACUCGUUACCGAACUCCACGUGAACUAGCAACAAAUUGACGUUUCGCGUUCGUUUUUUUGUUUACUUUUGUAAAGUAUCGAUUUUGUAUCUCUAAAAAGUGUGAUAUUGUGCCACAGAUAUGCCGUUCGCUGUGAUCGAAACAAUCAACGCCAGAGGCAGCCGGGAGCUCUCGGUGGUUCCGAACAAUUGGCUUCGCAGAACACCGGGCGGCUAUGCAGUGUUGUGGCCCGACGUAAGCGUGGCAGAGCAGGAGAGAUAUCUGUGCAAUGAAAAUAGCUACCCCGAUAGCUCGUGGCUCAGAUACAAUUGCACGGUGAAACACAACAUGAUUGGCUCGUACAACCACGCCAUGAGCGUGCUGGAUGAUAUGUCUGUGGAAGAAGGGCCCUCGAAGAAAGUGCGGCACGAGAAGGAAUCGCAAAAUUUCUUACAGAAACUGGUAAACAGGAAUCCUUCUCGCUUGGAUGAACGAAAUCAUAACGGAAGCACACCAAAAAUCAGUCAAAUUGGAAAACGAGCUGAGGAACGAUUUCCUGCUAACGCAUCGGCCCACACCGAGACUGUCCAGCUGGUAUCCGAUGACGAAGCGGACCACGUUGAGGUGGAGGAUCCCAUUCAGAAAUGUUUGGACAAAAUGGAUAUCAUCAUUGGUAUGCAGCAGCGGAUCAAUCAACGGUUGGAUCUGCUGGAGAGGCGAGUGGCAGGAAUUUCGCAGCAGAAUUGUGAAAUUUUGGAGGCGACACGAUUGCAAGAACGUGCCGCCAAAAGUGACAUUGAGCAAACGUUGUCGUUCAGUUUCAACCCAAUGGACACCGAGGAGGAGUUGGAGCAGCUGGAGAGGAACUUGGAUGAUAAGGAAUUCAAUGCAAAAUUGGUGAAAUGGCUUCGGGUAAAUGUGAGCGGAAGUUGUGCUGAGGAUCGUAUGUUGUGCGUGCUUGAUUUGCUGUUCACCAAAAAGUUUCAAACGAUGUGUACCUGGACUGGUGCUAGCCGAAAAGGCCCGAAGACCGCCAUCAUGCCCAACCGAAACAUUUUGGAAAUCUUCCAAAUCAUCGGUAGCGAUGAAAAGGAAGUGGUGAAUCAACGGGAGUUGGCCAACUUUUUCAUGAAGAAACUUAAAAACUCCUUGAAGCGGUUGACCAUCUCUGGAGUGCGCCGAAGCACGCGACAUGUAAGACGGCGAAAGAAAGUGCCGGCAACACAACCGGAAGGAGCUAAUGUCAGUGAAGUGGGCAGCUCGGUUAGUGAAGCGGAACUUGAGGCUGAUUUUACCUACGCCGACGAUGACACGUCGGAUGUGCACGAACAUACAACGUACGUCAACGAUUCUCCGCCCAUUCCAGAGAACAACUACGAUCCGUAUUUUAUCGUUAAGGUUGAACAAUAAGUAGUUAGAACGUCAUAAUUAUGUCAUAAUUAUGUAACUUGAGAGAAAGAUAUGGACUGUGAAAAUAAAAAUGACUUUGAAUUCGAACAAUAAAUGUUAUUGGAUUUUGAUUUUAUGGGAA
Molecule: messenger RNA, 1653 nt
Organism: Aedes albopictus (Asian tiger mosquito)
Lineage: Eukaryota; Metazoa; Arthropoda; Insecta; Diptera; Culicidae
Exons: 3
Coding region: 264-1532 (422 amino acids)
Source: RefSeq, a predicted model, not a curated record